This is a messenger RNA of Myripristis murdjan (pinecone soldierfish), 3021 nucleotides long. It is a transcript of the gene ddx55, whose product is annotated as DEAD (Asp-Glu-Ala-Asp) box polypeptide 55. Gene Ontology annotation, molecular function: RNA helicase activity; ATP binding; nucleic acid binding. NCBI's taxonomy places the organism in Eukaryota, Metazoa, Chordata, Actinopteri, Holocentriformes, Holocentridae. The coding region runs from base 52 to 1863 and encodes 603 amino acids. The transcript is spliced from 14 exons. The record is from RefSeq and is a predicted model, not a curated record.
CAUCAGUGUACAGGAAGGGGGAGCAGCGUGGACUCUCCGUCAGUCUCCAACAUGGACAACACCACGGAGGGAAAGUGGGACAGUUUGCCCCUCAAACUCAACCAUCACAUCUUGCAGACGCUCGAUGAGCUGAAGUUCACACACAUGACACCUGUACAGAGUGCCUGCAUCCCGCUGUUCAUGAGCAACAAAGAUGUGGCUGCUGAGGCGGUGACUGGCAGCGGCAAGACUCUCGCCUUUGUCAUUCCGAUAAUAGAAAUCCUCCUGAAGCGAGAAGAAAAGCUGAAGAAAAUGCAGGUGGGUGCCCUGGUGAUCACUCCCACCAGAGAGCUGGCCCUUCAGAUCAGUGAGGUGAUGGAUCACUUCAUUCACAAGUUUCCACAGUUCAGUCAGAUUUUACUGAUUGGUGGAAGUAACCCAAUAGAGGACGUGGAGAAGUUUAAGGAACAAGGGGCAAACAUUGUGAUUGCGACGCCGGGCCGCCUGGAGGACAUGUUCAGGAGGAAGGCGGACGGCCUGGAUUUGGCCAGCUCCGUCAAAAGUCUUGAUGUGCUGGUUCUUGAUGAGGCAGAUCGAUUACUAGACAUGGGUUUUGAGGCCAGUCUGAACACCAUCCUGGGCUACCUGCCUAAGCAGAGGCGCACUGGCCUGUUCUCGGCCACCCAGACGCAGGAGCUGGAGAAGCUGGUGAGGGCCGGCCUCAGGAACCCCGUGCGCAUCACCGUCAAAGAGAAGGGCGUGGCUGCCAGCUCCACCCAGAAAACCCCCUCCCGGCUGAGCAACUACUACACCAUUUGUAGAGCAGAGGACAAGUUCAACAACCUCGUGGCGUUUCUCCGACAACACAAGCACGAGAAACAUCUGGUGUUUUUUAGCACAUGUGCCUGUGUGGAGUAUUACGGCCGUGCUCUGGAGACCCUCGUCAAGAACGUCACCAUCCACUGCAUCCAUGGCAAGAUGAAAAACAAGCGCAAUAAGAUCUUUGCUGAUUUCCGGGCUCUGAAAAGAGGGAUCCUGGUGUGCACAGAUGUGAUGGCCAGGGGCAUCGACAUCCCUGACGUCAACUGGGUGCUGCAGUAUGACCCUCCCAGCAGUGCAAGUGCCUUUGUACAUCGGUGUGGGCGGACGGCACGGAUAGGCAAUCAAGGCAAUGCCCUGGUCUUCCUGCUGCCGAUGGAGGAAUCCUACGUCAACUUCUUGUCCAUCAACCAGAAAUGCCCGCUCCAGAAGAUGUCCCCUGUAAGUGAUGUUGUGGAUGUCCUGCCCAAAGUGAAGGCCAUGGCUCUGGCAGACCGUGCAGCGUUUGACAGGGGCAUGAGGGCUUUCGUCUCCUUCGUCCAGGCCUAUGCCAAACACGAAUGUAGCCUUAUUUUCAGGCUCAAAGAUCUGGAUUUUGCCGCUCUGGCCCGUGGCUUUGCACUCCUUCGCAUGCCCAAGAUGCCUGAACUGAGGGGCAAAACAUUUCCCGACUUUACUGAGACAACCGUAGACACGGACACCAUCCGCUACAAGGACAAGAACAGAGAAAAACAGAGGCAAAAGAUGCUGGCCGAGCAGAAAGCGAAAGCCACAACUGAUCCACCCAGGAAGAAAUUUAUAAAGAAUAAAGCCUGGUCGAAACAGAAGAGCAAGAAGGAACGCAAGAAAAAGAAUGCUGCCAAGAGGAAACGUGCCGAGGGCUCUGAUGUGGAUGAGGAAGACAUGACGGAGCUCCUAAACGAUACUCGUCUCCUUAAGAAACUAAAGAAAGGACAAAUCACAGAGGAGGACUUUGAAAAACAGAUAACGGCCGUACCGAAGACAAAAGGCAAAACAGAAGGGUCAUCACAAGCGUGCAACAGCUCAGGUGACGAAGCUGUAUGAUACAACAGCUUUAUUCUGUUUUGUAUGCUUGGGGACAGUGACACACCCUCCUGCCUGGUUAAACCGAACACACACCUGGGAAAGUAUCUCUUCAAAUGCAUCACUGUAACACACAGAGUCAAUAAACCGUAUUGUAAUACAGUUUUCUACAGAGUAAAGUGAUACCUUGAACAUUUGUUGGAAGUAUUCAACAUGCAGUCAUGGGCUCGCUUCCCUUUUUAAGUGAUGUUUUUUUUUUUAUUUGAGGAUUGUGGGAUGCAGUUAUAAAUAAAGUUUGAUGAGUUCAUCGCUGACGGCAGACGGGGUGAGGACUCCGAGGUCGGUGAAGAGGAGGGUGAUGAGGGAGGGAGGCGUGUAAUCAAUCAUAGGAUGCUCGUCUGACAGGUUCUGUACGGUCUUCAGGGUGUCUGCCUUGUACUGAGAGGGAGAGGAUUUUCUCAUUAUUACUUUAUCACAAUGUUUCUUUCAUCUUCCAUACAACUGUGCAUUUCAGAGCAGUUGCAUACUUGUAUAUCUUUUUGUACAAGUUAAAAAUCAUAAUUUUUUUUUUUAAAUGGAGAAGAAUUACAGAAGUUUUGGGCUGAAUACUCCAACAGAAAAGAAACCGCUCUGCUUCUGUACAGGCCAUGGUGACUAUAUGGAAGCAUGAUGCAUCCACUUAAAACAAAUCUGCACUGUUUAUCUGAAUUAAUGAGAUUGCUGAUAAUGAAAAACAGCACAACUCCACCCCUCAUGAAAUCUUCUCAUAAUUCUCAGAUGAUUAUCUCUGUAAUUCAGAAAAAACAUGUUUUUUUUCCUCAAGUGAAUGCAUUCCCCUUCCAUGUUACUACAAGUGACGUCGUACCUUAAAUUUAUCUGGCACAUCCUGUUGGUUGAGCGGAUAGAGUCGGACAAACUUGAAACUCUCUGCCACGACGUAGAAGGGCUUGUUGUGAGCCUUAGAGCACAAUGCCAUCUGAUAAGUACCGAUCUGUGUGAGAAAAGAGAGACAAACAGUGAGGCUGAGGCUAGGGCUGGUCAAUUAUAUCAAUAUUAUAUCUAUCGUGAUAUGAUAUUAGAUAUCUUCUGGGAUUUUGGAUAUUAUAAUGUCAUGAUCUAACUUGUCUUUUCCUGGUUUUAAAGGCAGCACGAAAGUAAAGCUGACAUUUUCUGAACUUA